This is a messenger RNA of Perkinsus marinus ATCC 50983, 1188 nucleotides long. RefSeq lists its product as hypothetical. The record is from RefSeq and is a predicted model, not a curated record. Bases 1 to 1188 code for a protein of 395 amino acids. Lineage: Eukaryota; Perkinsozoa; Perkinsida; Perkinsidae. The transcript is spliced from 6 exons.
AUGUUUGAUUCUGUUCCCACCUGGAAAGGCAUGCCCAGUGAUGAUAGCACUCACGAGUCGAUGCCACUGAAGAGGAAGAGGGAAAAUGAAGACGGAGAAUUGUUCAUGCCAACUGAUAUUCAAAGACCUGAUGAUCCUGCUAUCGAAGCCUUACCGGUAGUCAGCACAGGUCGAUUCAAAAACCAUCAACAGAAAACCAUAGAAGAGCAAGCAAGACACAUACAGUCCAAUUUGAUAACGCAAAUGGAGAAUGCGCACUCUGAUCCAGAUGCGGGGGAAUGGCUACUGGAAGAUGAACUAUGUGGUGGAAAGGGGUGCACAGAUCCACAGGGAACUACCAGUCUCAGGGGUGCUGAUAAUUCUUUGGUUUAUACCUCGGAUAUAGACUGGAACGCUAAGCACUUGGAUGAGAAAGCUUGCUGUAGGACUCGUGCAGAGUUCUAUGUUAAACAUACACAUCUUUUUACUAAGUGCACUGAAUGUGAUGAUAACGGGAAUAUAAUCAAUAGAGGAGAGGAAUGGAAGUCUGAAGCACAUCAUAAAGGAUCGUCUGAGUAUGGCAAUAAUAAGAAGAAAAUGACGCCUACUUCUACUAGCAAUGACGAGGGAAAUGAUAUUGAGAAUACUUCUGCAUCACUCAAUAGUGGUGGGUCGCAAGGGAGAAUUGAUGAAGGAGUGGUAAGGAAUGAGGACGCAAUGGAAGAGGAAAAAGGAGAGGAAGCCAACGAGGAUAGGAAGGAGGGAAUAGACGGAUCUGCAUCGGACGACUCCGAGAAAUUGGCCGAUAAUGAUGCUAAGAUACUUCCCCUGCCCGAGGGGGAAGAUACAAAAGAGGUUGGAGCGUUCGAUAGAUCUGCUGAUGCUACCCUACCUUUGAAAUCUGCGCCGCCAGCUAAGGAGACGAAUAAUGAAGGGGAAAGUGAAGGUCGACAACAGGCUAACCCCAGUAGUAAAAGGCAGAUGAAAAGAGCGGCGAAGAGAGCUCGAAAGGCAGCUAGAGCUGAUAAGUCGGGGGGAAAGGGGAACUCAGGGAAAGCAGAACCGAUAGAAAGAAUGCAAAAAGGGAGGAACAAGAAUAACAGGCAAGCGGCUAAUCCUAAUAGUAAACGGCAAGUGAAGAGGGCUGCGAAGAAAGCUGCGAGAAAGGCUCGUAAGGAAGCUGCUAAGAAGGAGAAUGGGAAAAAAUAA